Molecule: messenger RNA, 1125 nt
Organism: Salmo salar (Atlantic salmon)
Lineage: Eukaryota; Metazoa; Chordata; Actinopteri; Salmoniformes; Salmonidae
Product: U2 small nuclear ribonucleoprotein B''
Molecular function (GO): RNA binding
Source: RefSeq, a predicted model, not a curated record
AACACACAGUGUCAUACGAUAGUAAAUCACAAAGCUGAUACGGGUACUCGGAGAGGACACAUUACAUUCGUGGGGAAAAUAGUUACACUCCCGUACAGACGGUGGCGGUGAGAACUGUUGAUUAACCGAAGAAGAACCAUGAACCAGUGCGCACACAUUUACCUCCUGUGUUUCCUUGAAAGUGUGUAGAGAGAGGUGAAAGAGCGUCAGGGGAAAGUUGUUAAUCAUGGAUAUUCGACCAAACCACACCAUUUACAUCAAUAAUGUAAAUGAUAAGAUCAAGAAGGAUGAACUGAAGCGGUCACUCUAUGCCCUGUUCUCUCAGUUUGGGCAAGUCAUGGACAUUGUUGCCAUGAAAACCAUGAAGAUGAGAGGGCAGGCGUUUGUGGUGUUCAAAGAGCUCGCCUCAUCUACGAACGCACUGCGUCAACUUCAAGGUUUUCCUUUCUACAAUAAGCCCAUGCGCAUUCAGUAUGCUAAGACAGACUCUGAGGUGAUCUCCAAAAUCAGAGGCACAUUUGGGGACAAGGACAAGAAGAAGGACAGGAAGAAGAAGGCUCAAGAUCAAGUGGCCAACGUGGCCAAGAAACCAGCACUGGGAUCAGCCAACACAAACAAUGCUCCAACAACCAUGCAGGUUCCAGACAAUCCACCCAACUACAUUUUAUUCCUUAAUAACCUGCCAGAGGAAACGAAUGAAAUGAUGCUCUCCAUGCUGUUCAAUCAAUUCCCUGGUUUCAAAGAGGUGCGACUCGUCCCUGGCAAACACGACAUCUCCUUUGUAGAGUUUGAGAGCGAAGGCCAGGCGGGAGUGGCCAAAGACGCACUGCAGGGCUUCCGGAUUACAGCCCAAUGCGCCAUGAAGAUCACUUAUGCCAAGAAGUAGUUCCCACGAUGACGUCACUGGACAGGGACCACACAUUGGACUCGGUUAGAGAUGGGUUGGACCCCCUGAUUUUUACUGGGUUUUUUUUGUUGUAUCGGCUGUGGAAUCUCCCAGGAGUUUUCGUUGUUGUUUUUUUUGACUGAUUUCUGUGCAGUCGCUGUGAGGUGGAAUGUGAAGAGAAUCCUCUAAACAUCGUCUCUCUAUUUUGUAUGGCGCAGUAAUAAAUAACUCUUGUGUAA